Molecule: messenger RNA, 3428 nt
Organism: Mytilus californianus (California mussel)
Lineage: Eukaryota; Metazoa; Mollusca; Bivalvia; Mytilida; Mytilidae
Exons: 9
Coding region: 142-2124 (660 amino acids)
Biological process (GO): iron ion transport
Cellular component (GO): plasma membrane
Molecular function (GO): copper ion binding; oxidoreductase activity
Source: RefSeq, a predicted model, not a curated record
GAAUGUCGAACGUUUCGGUUCGUUAGUUAUCAUAUAUAAAUAACUCUGACAACUUUUAUGUCUUUGAUUUGAUUUUUGUUUUACUAGAGACUUAAAUGAUUUACCUUGAUACAACGAAAUUUAUAAAAACUAUAUAGCAAGAUGAAUAGAAUAUGGAUACUGUUUGUGCUGGGAUAUUCGUAUGUGAAUGCAAACUACCAACUUAAUGAUUACAGUUACCAUCCCUGUAUACGUCCAUGCGGUAUCAAUACUAGAAAGACUUGCGAAUAUACGUUUACUUUAGAAUACUAUUACACAUUAUCGAAAGCAUGUUACGACUGCCCAUUUAACGCUUCUGAUUGCAAGAGACCACACUGCGUUCCUGCUGAUGGAUCGACUCGUCCAAUACUGACAGCAAACAGGAUGCUACCAGGACCUGGAAUUCACGUUUGUCUUAACGAUACAAUAGUUGUGAAUAUAAUAAACAACUUAUUGGGAGGUGAAGGAGUAUCAAUUCAUUGGCAUGGAAUACAUGUUGAACCACAUAUGGAUGGUGUGGCAAUGUUGACACAGUGUCCAAUUCCUGAAUAUUCAUCAUUCCAGUACAGGUUCCUGGCUGUCACAUCUGGAACACACUACUGGCAUUCUCAUGCGGGCAUGCAAAAUGCAGAUGGUUUAUUUGGACCUCUAGUUAUCCGGGAACCACCAGAAAUAGACGAGCAUUUGGGGAGAUAUGAUGUUGAUGACCCAGAAUUCACUGUUCUGAUUAACGAUUGGUUUACAGAAAUGAUGCCUGGGCGGUUAUCGUCUCUGCUUCACCGUACUGGAGGUGUUUUAUCGGACUCCAUGCUUAUAAAUGGUAAAGGUGCUUACCACAAGUUCAUUAAAGAUAAUACAACAGUGUACACACCAUAUGAAGUUUUCAAUGUUCAACUUGGACGUAGAUACCGUUUUAGAGUAAUCACCAAUAGUUUGAAUACAUGUCCUAUAUUGUUUUCGAUAGACAAUCAUAAUUUGACAGUGAUUGCGAGUGACGGAUCUCCGUUAGAACCCUACACCGUAGACUCGGUAGUAAUGUACUCUGGUGAAAGAUAUGACAUAAUAGUGCACACUAAUCAAGAUGUUAGAAAUUACUGGAUGCGAACAUCAGGAAUGUUACUUUGUGGAACCUUAAAAGCGUUUCAGCUUGCUGUUGUUAAAUACGAAGGAGCAGCUGAAGAAGAACCCCUAGGGAAUAAAGAAUGGAACGUAGAUACUCACGGUAUUCAACUAGAUCCUCUUAACAAAAAGACAACAGAAGGCUUCGUUGAUAUAUCACAACUCAAUUCUACGAUGCCAAAUGAUGAAUCGCUGAAAGAAAUUCCAGACAAAACAAUCUAUCUUGGUUAUGACUUCAAUAUAAUUGACAAUUUCCGAGCACAUGACAAGGAGUUCUACAGUGUUCAUGAAGUAGAUGCACCAUUUAGAAGAUUCACACAACAAAUUAAUCAUAUAUCAACAGUGUUCCCCCCUGCACCUGCUCAAACGCAGUACUCAGACAUUCCAAGUGAUCUAUUUUGUAAUGAAGAUUCCAUGAAGGCAAACUGUACUCGUGAAUUUUGCCAGUGUUUCCAUGUUAUUGAAAUCGGAUUAGGAGAAGUAGUAGAAAUUUUUUUAGUGGACGAAGGUGCUACUUUUAAUACGAACCACCCGUUUCAUCUACAUGGAAAUUACUUCAGAGUAAUAGGACUGGAUAAGCUUAAUACAUCAACAUCAAUAGAGGAAGUCAAGGCAUUGGAUGCAAAGGGCAUGAUUCAUAGAAAACUUGAUAGAGCCCCAUUGAAAGAUUCAGUAAUGACUCAUGAUGGAGGAUUUACCAUUCUUAGACUGCAUGCAAAAAACCCAGGUUUUUGGUUCUUCCAUUGUCACUUUCAAAUACAUACCGAGAUGGGUAUGGGUCUUACCUUACAAGUUGGAACACCGAGUCAACAGCCAAAAGUCCCGAAAAAAAUUCCAAAAUGUGGGCCUUGGAUAUAUGAAGGUUAUGAAGAAGAGGAACAAGCGUCAAACGAUUGUCCAACAAAUAAGGAAUGCAGAGUUAUGAUGUCUUUUGAAUGUUACGUUGUGCAAUUUCUAAUGUUUUAUACAAUUAUGUUGCUGUAUUGACAUGACUUAGAAUGUUUGUAAAAUGUUUUGAUACGUAUUGAAAUUGUCAUCGACAUUCCUGAGACAUUUUAUAUACUUUUCGUCUGUUUUCCUCUUAUUCUUUAACCGUUUCUUGAAAUCAAAAUUAGAUAAUUUAUAUAACUAUGAGUACACGAAGCUGAAACAAAGCAUUUAAAGUCCAAUGAUUCCAAAGAAAAAUUUCUUAAUAUAAAUUGAUACCUCUGUCAUAAAAUAUUUUAGAAAAUAAAUUUGUGAUGUACGUCAUAUAGACAGCAUCUCAGAAACACAAAAAAUCAAAAGGUAUCUAAAUGUUAACAGACCAUUUUGAUCAGGACAAAUGCACAAGUAUCUACAAUAUGCCAAUAUCUAAAUUUGUCGGACUGUAAAAGAGUUAUAAAUAAAUUUAACAGACUAACAACUGCCAUCAACGCAUCAUUUCUUAAAUAUGAAAAAAAACAUCAACAUAUAACAGAAGACAACCACUGACGUAUUUUUCUGACUUGAAACACAAACAAAAGUCCACACAAUACUGCAACGACAACUAACGAUGUAGCAAAUAAAUAAGUUCAAUAUACAACCGGUUGUGAAACUAUGUGGUUUUGAAGCGUAGGCAGUCGCACUUAUCUUAUUGCUUUGUACAACUCUGGUUAAUAAGUGGCAUUCGUUAAUUUCCCAAUCGGGCAAAACUGACUAGUAAACUUGUCAGAUGUGACACAGUUUUUCCAUAAUUGUCAACCAAACCAUAGCGUAAAUACAAUUUUUGAAGGCAUUAUUGCAAUUUCACCAUUGAAAACCUUGGUUCAACAGCUCCUUUGAAAGCAGCAAUUAUGAUAGGAAGCGAGAUUCCUGAAAUAUCAUUUAUUUAAAAAGUUGUCCACUUCGCCGGAGGUACACAAUGUUGAAUACUUGAUAUGAUCGAAGGCGAAUCAAAUACGAUGGAUGAGUAAAGUAAUAGUAUUUUAGAUGUUAAGUUGUUAUUGUAAUUUUAGAUAUUAUCAUAUCAAUAUGUAAUGAAAACUUGUUCCGUAAUAUUAGAUGUUGUUUACAUCGGAUCUAUAAAAAAGGUAAAAAAAUCGGACAAAUCUUGCACUGAAAAGGAUUAUUUUUUUUUAUACCGAUUUAAUUGAAAUUUUUACGAGGGGAAUUUUAUCUAUAUUAUAAUAUGAUAUCAUAUUACUAAAUUCAUAAACAUUCAAUUGUGUCAUCUAAAUUUGUUGCAAUGGUUUGCUAAUAUAUUUAGAAAUAAUGAUUUAAGGACCCAGCAUCCAUAACGAAUAAAGAGAAUUAAAUUUGUCAUUUUACAA